This is a messenger RNA of Cucurbitaria berberidis CBS 394.84, 1599 nucleotides long. RefSeq lists its product as uncharacterized. Bases 1 to 1599 code for a protein of 532 amino acids. The transcript is spliced from 2 exons. Lineage: Eukaryota; Fungi; Ascomycota; Dothideomycetes; Pleosporales; Cucurbitariaceae. The record is from RefSeq and is a predicted model, not a curated record.
AUGUCAGCAGAUCUUUUCGCGGAAUUCGGAGCUAGCUCUAGCUCAAGCCAACAACAGCAGGCUGGGACACCCACGAAGGCUGGCCCACAUGCUGCGUCGCCAUUCAGCUUCUUCGACGGCUUGGGCACCGCUCCCGCGCCAAUAGUUCAAUCGCAACCUGCAACACCGCAACAACAUUCUCAUAGCUUCAGUCUAGCCUCUACACAUACUACGAUCGCUGAAAACGAUGACUGGGGUGAUUUUGAGGGUGGCUCAUCAUUCGAGCCUGCCCCUCCGGUCAAUCAAGAUCCUUUCGCUUCCGCGCCCCCUCGGGUUUCACAGCCUCUGCAGAACUCAUGGGACAUUAAUCCGGCCGCUCACGACACAUUUGCGUCCCAAAAGAGACAGCCUUCUCUACCCUCACAAGAAACAUGGCAAAGAGCACCGAUUAUGAAGGCAAAGAAAUCAGCAGACCCAAGCGUGCUAUUUGACGCAGAAGAUGAUCUCGAUGAUGAUGAUGAUGAUGAUUUUGGGGACUUUGAAGGAACAGGCGAAACAAAACCAACACCAGCAGUCCCAGUGGCUAGCUCUUCGGCGCUUGCUGAUCUGUUGGAAGACUUGAGUGUAUCACAACCUCAGCCUCCUGUCGCUAGGGGAAGAGUUGAAAGAGGUGCAAACAAUACUCCGAGAACGGUAUCUUCAGUUAAGAAAGGCUCAGCUACUGGGGCUGGUAUUGUGUCUAAGCCCAAGCAGCCAUCAGCGACACCGACUUCAAUAGCACAACCGAAGGAUGAUGCUUGGGACACGUUUGAAGACUGGGAAGCCUCCAUCCCGACUAAAGCACCAGCAAAAGGGUCGAGCAAACCAGAUGCUGUUAAAAUCUCAACCGCGGCUAAAACCUCUACAUCACCUACUCCUAUCCUAUCUCCAACGACAGACGACCCGCAACCUGGGGAACUGCCGCCGACUAAUGUACCACCGCCGGGCGUUCUUCUCUCGCUUUUCCCAUCAAUGUUUGCAGAUGCACAGGAUAAGCUAUUUAAGCCCAUGGCGGCCCAGACUCUACCUAUCAGGAACAAAAUGCUAGCCGAACAGGCUACGAUCGCCUACCUUCAAGGCUACCUCAUCCUAGCAAAUGUUGCAGCACACGUCAUAGCUGGGCGAAAACUUCGCUGGAAGCGGGACCAACAUCUCUCACAGGGCAUGAGAAUCGGCCCGGCAUCAUCACGAGCGACGUCAGGCAUGAAGUUGACGGGAAUUGAUAAGGGUGAGAACAUGAAGGAGGAAAGGGAGGCUUCUGACGUUGUGAGGGUUUGGAAAGAGCAGGUUGGAAGACUACGGCAUGUCAUCUCAGGCGCGAACCAGAUCAGAGCAGGCACCUUGGGCCCCGCACCAGACCUCCAGGAGACGAUGCCAGUGAAGGCAUUGAAGCAAUCUGAAGGAGGGAUCCCUGCACGACAGCCCUGUAUGCUGUGUGGAUUGAAGAGGGACGAGAGAGUUACUGCGGCAGAUUUGGCUGUUGACGAUAGCUUCGGAGAGUGGUGGAUCGAUCAGGUCAAUAUGCAUCGGGGAUGUCGCAACUUUUGGACUCAGCACAAAGACAAACUUCGACAACACUGA